Messenger RNA from Ornithodoros turicata, 828 nucleotides. RefSeq names its product endothelin-converting enzyme 1-like. Lineage: Eukaryota; Metazoa; Arthropoda; Arachnida; Ixodida; Argasidae. Gene Ontology annotation, cellular component: plasma membrane. Gene Ontology annotation, molecular function: metalloendopeptidase activity. The coding region runs from base 1 to 828 and encodes 275 amino acids. The record is from RefSeq and is a predicted model, not a curated record. The transcript is spliced from 2 exons. Gene Ontology annotation, biological process: protein processing.
AUGGAGGUCGUUGACUUCUCGGACGGCAGCCAUACGCAAUACCAAGAGCAAUGGCCCGGAGAACAAAGAACGGGCGAAGGAAAGCCAACAUUGGUACAAGAUAUCCCUGACCUAAACGGCACUUUCAUUGAGGACUACAUUCAAGUUCAGAAGUUUUGGACAAAACGCAAGUGGAAUGAAAUACUGAGCGGCUCCCCACCCAUCGAACUACGACACAUAUUUCCUACGUACCUCGCCAAUGGUGUCUACGUGCCGCCGCUAAAUCGCAUAAUGCUAUCAGCCGCUAUUAUGCUCACGCCAACCUUUGCAUAUGGUGCUCCUCCAGAAGUGAACUAUGGAGCCCUAGGGCGUUUCGUGACACAUGAACUAAUGCACGGCUACGAUACAUUGGGCAGGAAUUAUGACGGUGCAGGGAAGUUGAAACCGUGGUUUACCAACGAAAGUAUUGCGGAAUACGACAAGAUCGUCCGUUGCCACAACGAGACCAUUGAGAAAGCUCCGAAAGCUAGAGCUUACGCAGAUUAUCCCCAAGAGUAUCUAGCGGACACGAUGGGUACUACGUCCCUGUUGAGGGCAUACCAGAAGGCUUCGGAAAAGUCUCAUGUCACUCUGACCAACGUGAAGGGUUUGACGAAGGACAAGACCUUCUACAUUUCCUGGUGCCUACUGUGGUGUGGAAAGGAAUUCCCGGACCCGACGCCUCGAACUCAUCCGCCUUCGGAUGAAAGAUGUAACGUACCUCUUAUGAACUCUCAACACUUCAGCGAAACCUUUUCUUGCCCGAAGGACUCGCCAAUGAAUCCCUCACACAAAUGUGUCUUCUGGUAA